Messenger RNA from Talaromyces proteolyticus, 870 nucleotides. RefSeq lists its product as uncharacterized. The record is from RefSeq and is a predicted model, not a curated record. The coding region runs from base 1 to 870 and encodes 289 amino acids. The transcript is spliced from 3 exons. Lineage: Eukaryota; Fungi; Ascomycota; Eurotiomycetes; Eurotiales; Trichocomaceae. Gene Ontology annotation, biological process: regulation of DNA-templated transcription.
AUGGCUCAAGCAACGAGUUCGUCUACCACCCUGAACGAUGGAAAGCAUGAUGACCAUCGCAAUCAGUCGAACUUGAAGUCUGACGCGGACCUUCCUAUAGAUCCCUCAAUUGCGGCCUCGAGCCCGACUUACCCUCCGCCGUACUCUCCCUACCAGCCCCAGGGUCACGACAUGGCCCAAUACCAGGGCCAUCCUCCCCCGCAGAUGUAUGCGCGUCCAGAAUGGUCGCAUGGAUACCCGCAUCAGCAACACGGGUUGCCGGGUCCAUAUAAUUCCCCUGCCCCAACGGUUGGUUCUGCCUCCCCUGCUGCGACCGCAGGGCCGCGCCCUGGUCAGGUUUACUCAUUCGUUCCUAUUCCCGGUGCCCAGCAACACAAGCGCCCACGUCGUCGUUAUGAGGAAAUUGAGCGUAUGUACAAAUGUGGUUGGAAUGGUUGUGAGAAAGCCUAUGGAACAUUGAAUCAUUUGAAUGCCCAUGUUACUAUGCAGUCGCAUGGCGCCAAACGCACCCCAGAAGAAUUCAAGGAGAUCCGCAAGGAAUGGAAAGCCCGUAAGAAGGAGGAAGAGCAACAGCGCAAGGCCGCCGAGGAACGUGAGCGCCAGGUUGCUGCCCAGGCCCAGCAGGGUCAAGUUGAGGGUGGUGCCCCAGCCGACCCUUCACAGGCUGGUCAACCCCCUGCCUAUGCCGGAGGUGGACGACCCCAGCUGCCCCCAAUUGGAUAUCAGCCUGCCGAGAGCCAAGUUCCUGGUCAGUACGCUGGUGGUGGUGCCGGUGGAAUGGUCUACCCCCAGGGUAACGGCCAAAUGUACACCAACUACCCGCACUCGCCUUACGCCCAAAACCAACAGGUGUACCAGCAACGUAAGUAG